This is a messenger RNA of Suillus subaureus, 1080 nucleotides long. Its product is annotated as Uroporphyrinogen decarboxylase. NCBI's taxonomy places the organism in Eukaryota, Fungi, Basidiomycota, Agaricomycetes, Boletales, Suillaceae. The record is from RefSeq and is a predicted model, not a curated record. Gene Ontology annotation, molecular function: uroporphyrinogen decarboxylase activity. The transcript has 5 exons. Gene Ontology annotation, cellular component: cytosol. The coding region runs from base 1 to 885 and encodes 294 amino acids. Gene Ontology annotation, biological process: heme biosynthetic process.
AUGGCACAAGAAUUUCCGACUCUAAAAAACGACCUACUCCUCCGCGCAGCUCGCGGCGAGCAGACAGAACGCGCACCUGUAUGGGUCAUGCGCCAAGCAGGGAGAUAUCUCCCAGAGUUCCGAAAAACCCGUGAAACCCAUGAGUUCUUCGAGAUAUGCCGCUCGCCUACUCUCGCAACUGAGAUCACCAUGCAGCCCAUCCGGCGGUACGCCGGCCUUCUCGAUGCAGCUAUCAUCUUCUCCGACAUUCUCGUCGUGCCGCAAGCCAUGGGUAUGGAAUUGCCUCGCGAAGUAGAUGUAGAGAAAGAGCUCGGAUAUGUGUUCGAGGCGCUCACCCUCACGCGUAAGACCCUUGCAGGGCAGGUUCCCCUCAUCGGCUUCAGUGGGGCCCCAUGGACACUUAUGAUGUACAUGAUCGAGGGCGGCGGAAGUCAGACGCCUUCAAAACAGCUGCUUGAGCGCACCACGGACAUCUGCGUGCAGUAUCUCAUCGGGCAGGUGAACGCCGGCGCACAGCUUCUGCAGGUAUUCGAUUCGAAUGCUGGAGAUCUGUCGCCGCACGACUUUUCUACGUUCUCUCUGCCUUAUCUAAAACGUAUUGCGGACGAAGUCCGUGAGGGACUCAAGGCACGACAACUUCCUGUUGUCCCUCUCACCUUGUUUGCAAAAGGCGCAUCCCCAUCCCUCGCUGCAAGCGCAGGAUAUGAUACCAUCGGCCUCGACUGGACGCUUGACCCUCGGGAUGUCGCCAAGCUCACCGAUGGUAUCAUUGACGGUAGAACCAUCACUCUACAAGGCAACCUCGACCCCGUGGUGCUUUAUGGCGGCAGGGAUGCCAUUGAGCGUGAGGUGAAGAGGAUGUGCAAUAUGUUCCAUGACUACUAGGGGCGGUGCAUGCAAAGCAUGGAUUGCAAAUUUGGGUACAUGGUAUCACACCGGGGGUUGAUCCAGAAGACAUGAAGUUUUUCCUGGAGUGUGUUCACAAGUACUCGGCAGUGCCGUGAGAGGGGCAAAAGAAGUUGUAAUUAUACCAAGGGAUCCUUCAUUUCACGCCGCCAACAGGCAGGUCGUUGCGGACGA